AACCAAUCACAUGUUAGAUUACAUCUCAACUUCAGAUGAACUGGUGGUGUACAGCUGGAGUUAUUCAGUUAGAAACAUUCGUGCUUCUUUCCUGUGGAUGACACGGCUGUAGCCUAGAGCUCGCUGGCUAGCAACACUGGAUUCCUGUGCUCAGGCAGCGAAGCUGCAGUUGAACGGCAAUGGAGCCUGUCAAUGUGAUUACUUGCAUUGUCUUUUGCUUUAUUCUCAUAAUGGCAAUAAAUCCCCUUUACAUCUCUAAAAACAAAGAUUCACUUUUGCAGAAGAUAGAGGAAUACAGCAUUGUAACUCCAAUCAGUACAGAUUCAGAGGGUAAUUUUUGUGUCUCAUGAAGUGUCCAAAAGCACAGAGCUCGUUUUCAAAGGGAUGUUCAAGACACCAACAAUAAAUCCAGUUGAUAAUAGGAUUUAUUAUAAUGUGACUAUUUUUGACAAAGACUUUCAUCUAAGGUAAGGCUGAACUCUAAACUAAUUGCACCUGGAGCUACAGUAGAGUGGGAGGAAGAUUCCAAUGUGCUUGCAAUAGAUUUAAUCAUAAAAACUGCCUGUAUGUCGGAGAUAUAACAAAUAUGGCCAACACCCUCUGUUGCCAUUAGCAACUGUGAUGGACUGAAACGAGUCCGUUUAACUCAAAUGUCCUUGAAAGCAUGCUUUACAGUCUUGAAAGUCAAAUCAACAGCACACGGAAGCGAAGUCGUAGACAUGCAAGUGAUAAUGAUUACAACAUUGAAGUUCUGCUUGGAGUAGAUGAUUCAGUUGUUCGAUUUCAUGGAAAAGAAUAUGUACAGAAAUAUCUUUUGACACUUUUAAAUAUUGUGAAUGAAAUCUACCAUGAUGAGUCAUUGGGGGCCCACAUUAAUGUUAUCCUUGUGAGAAUAAUAAUGCUGAGUCACAGCAAAUCUUCUAGCCUAAUUGAAACUGGAAACCCUUCGCAAAGCCUGGAAAAUGUGUGUCGAUGGGCAUAUCUGCAACAGAAACCUGAUUCUGACCAUGCAGAAUAUCACGAUCAUGCGAUAUUUCUCACAAGACAGGAUUUUGGACCUUCUGGAAUGCAAGAAAGUUAUCUAUAUGCCAGUAAAGAUGAGACUUGUGUUUCAAAAGACCCUGGAUCCUGCAUAGGCUAUGCUCCAGUAACCGGAAUGUGUCAUCCAGUACGAAGCUGUACACUUAAUCAUGAAGAUGGGUUCUCCUCUGCCUUUGUAGUAGCUCAUGAAACUGGCCAUGUGUUAGGAAUGGAACAUGAUGGACAAGGAAAUAGGUGUGGAGAUGAAGUCAGGAUGGGAAGCAUUAUGGCACCGCUUGUACAAGCUGCAUUUCACCGUUUCCACUGGUCUCAAUGUAGUCAGCAAGAACUUAGUCGUUAUCUAAGUUCAUAUGAUUGUCUGCGUGAUGAUCCAUUUGCACAUGACUGGCCAUCUCUUCCACAGCUGCCGGGACUUCAAUAUUCAAUGAAUGAACAAUGCCGAUUUGAUUUUGGCGUGGGUUACAUGAUGUGCACUGCUUUUCGAACAUUUGACCCUUGCAAGCAACUUUGGUGCAGUCAUCCAGACAAUCCAUAUUUUUGCAAAACAAAAAAAGGUCCUCCUUUGGAUGGAACAAUGUGUGCUCAAGGAAAGCAUUGCUUUAAAGGCCACUGCAUCUGGCUCACUCCUGAAAUUCUCCGACAAGAUGGAAAUUGGGGGUCAUGGAGUAAAUUUGGUUCAUGCUCUCGCACUUGUGGAACAGGUGUUAGGUACAGAACAAGGAGCUGUAACAACCCUCACCCAGCUAAUGGAGGUCGUUCAUGCGUAGGGCCAAGCUAUCAGCUAGAGCUUUGCAACACUGAAAAUUGUGACAAAGAUUUUGAGGAUUUCAGAGAAGAACAGUGUAAACAAUGGGAUCCAUUCUUUGAAUACCAAAAUGCUAAACACCACUGGAUUCCAUAUGAGCAUCCCGAUGAAAAAGAAAGAUGUCAUCUUUACUGCCAGUCUAAGGAAUCUGGAGAUGUAGUAUACAUGAAACGACUAGCACAUGAUGGAACACAAUGUUCAUACAAAGAUUCACACAAUAUUUGUGUUCGAGGUGAUUGCCUGAAAGUUGGUUGUGACAAAGUUAUUGGCUCAACUAAAAAAGAAGACAAAUGUGGAGUGUGUGGUGGUGACAACUCGCACUGCAAAAUUGUAAAAGGAACUUUCGCAAGAACGCCAAGGAAACGAGGUUACAUUCGGGUAUUUGAAAUUCCAGCUUCUGCCCGCCAUUUGCUUAUUCAAGAAACUGAUUCAUCCACUCAUAACUUUGCUAUCCGAAAUCAAGCAACUGGAAAGUUCGUAUUAAAUGAAGAAAAUCUGAAUAUUCAAGACUCAAAAGUAUUUGUGAAAAUGGGUAUUGAAUGGGAUUAUCGUAAUGAUGACAACCGGGAAACACUUCAGACCAUUGGGCCAUUGCGAUAUCCAAUUGUCGUCCUUGUAAUUCCCAAUGGAAAUGCCAAAAUAUCUUUGUCAUACAAAUAUAUGAUACAUGAAGAUUCCUUAAAUGUGGGUAAUAACUAUGUUCCUGAAGAAGACAUGGUUGCAUAUGAGUGGGCACUAAAGAAAUGGACUCCUUGUUCCAAGCCGUGUGGUGGAGGCUAUCAAUUCACAAAAUAUGGCUGUCGAAGGAAAUUGGACCACAAAAUGGUGAAUAAGAAGAUGUGUGAAUCUAUUCCGAAACUAAAACCUAUUCGCAGAACAUGUAAUCUUCAAGAGUGUUCACAACCCAUUUGGAUUGCAGGAGACUGGGAGCCUUGCACUGUGACCUGUGGAAAAAAUGGCUACCAGAGUCGCAUAGUACGGUGUAUUCAGCCUCUCAGUGACAACACCAAUCGAUCUGUACAUAGUAAAUACUGCAGUGAAAAUCGCCCAGAAACCAAAAAGCCUUGCCAUCGUCAACCAUGCCCUCCCCAGUGGCGAUUAGGCCCAUGGUCAGAGUGUUCUGUGACCUGUGGCAAUGGAACCCAAGAAAGGCAAGUUCUUUGUGGUUCAAGCGACAAUACAACAAUGAACUGUAGUAGUGAAAAACCAGAAACCACACGAAUUUGUAAACUACCAUCUUGUUCUAGAAAUUCAACUGAUCCAUUAAAGAAUAAUUAUGUAGUACAGUGGCUGUCUAAACCGGAUGCAGAUUACCCAACCCAAAAAAAGUCUUCAAAACACUGUUUGGGAGACAAAUCUUAUUUCUGUCGGCUGGAAAUUCUCUCUCGCUAUUGUUCAAUGACUGGUUAUAGCAGACUCUGCUGUAAGUCCUGCAAUUCAUCUCUACCUAAAAGUGACCAAAAUUCUGGAAAAAAUAAUAGUAUUGAAAAUCUUGCCCAUUCUUUUUCAACCACACCACGUAUCUUUUCUACACCGCUACCAACACCUGUUUACAAUGUAAUUGUUCCAGCAAUCAAUGUAACUGAAAAGCCCCAGGACAUCAACAGAGUGGAUGUUCCAUAUACAAUUAUAACACACGAGAAUGAGGUUCCUAGACCAAAUAUCAUUCCUCGAAGAAGAAACAUUAAUGAAAAAAUCAAAAACCUGAGGAUUCAACAGCUGAUUGCAGAAAAAUUACAAGAAUCCAAGAAAAAGUUACAUUAAUUGCGAAGAUGCUGUUACAUCUUUCACAGGACUACCAAGAAGAAAUAAAUGGCA
Rana temporaria (common frog) is the source of this 3664-nucleotide messenger RNA. RefSeq names its product A disintegrin and metalloproteinase with thrombospondin motifs 2-like. NCBI's taxonomy places the organism in Eukaryota, Metazoa, Chordata, Amphibia, Anura, Ranidae. Gene Ontology annotation, biological process: extracellular matrix organization; proteolysis. The transcript is spliced from 22 exons. The record is from RefSeq and is a predicted model, not a curated record. The coding region runs from base 665 to 3610 and encodes 981 amino acids. Gene Ontology annotation, molecular function: metalloendopeptidase activity; zinc ion binding.